This is a messenger RNA of Hippocampus zosterae (dwarf seahorse), 2837 nucleotides long. Its product is annotated as centrosomal protein of 135 kDa-like. The coding region runs from base 1994 to 2734 and encodes 246 amino acids. The record is from RefSeq and is a predicted model, not a curated record. Lineage: Eukaryota; Metazoa; Chordata; Actinopteri; Syngnathiformes; Syngnathidae. The transcript has 5 exons.
CAUUCAUCUUCAGAGCCGCUUGAUCCUCACUAGGGUCGCGGGGGGGUGCUGGAGCCUAUCCCAGCUGUCUCCGGGCAGUAGGCGGGGGACACCCUGAACCGGUUGCCAGCCAAUCGCAGGGCACACAGAAACGAACAACCAUUCGCACUCACACUCACACCUAGGGACAAUUUAGAGUGUUUAAUCAGCCUGCCACGCAUGUUUUUGGAAUGUGGGAGGAAACCGGAGCACCCGGAGAAAACCCACGCAGGCCCGGGGAGAACAUGCAAACUCCACACAGGGAGGCCGGAGCUGGAAUCGAACCCGGUACCUCUGCACUGUGAAGCCGACGUGCUAACCACUGGACUACCGGGCUGCCCCCUUUGGACAAAUAGUAAACAAUUAAUAAAAAGUUUGAAACGAUGACUUCAGCGUUUGAAGCUUUGAUGUUGGUCAUAAAGAAGCGUGACUGUGUGUGUGUGUGUCUAUGCGAGUGACAUCCUGUGGUCACCAUUUUCCAGGACCGCUUCAAAAACAGUUAGGCUGAAUUAGGAAGUGGUGUUCGAUAGUGGGUUGAUUUUUGGAUCACAACCAUGGACAGCAGCAUAGACAUGACCAGGAACCACCUCAGGAAGCGGCUGGACCAACUGGGCUACCGACUCCAUUUUGGGAUGGACUCAGUGCCGCUGGUUGCUAAACUCUUCAGGUAAAAUGCUUCUCCCUUCUUCAUUGUCUCAUUUUCACCGUCAACGCAAAUCUUGGAAUUUUCCACAAAAAUAGAAGAUUUUAAGGGAUCAUAACCCCUCACCCACCUAAAUAAACAACCAUAAAGUGAUCCAGAUUAACCCUAAAUAAAGUUCUGAUAUUCUCGUAGUCUAUUCCUGACAUUUUUGCCUUCCUAUCAUCGUCUGAAGAAGACCAAGGAUGAACUUUCUGGCCAUGAUUGCCGCGUUGAGUGCAAACACAUGCAAGGCGUACCUUCACUGAAGCAUGGCGCGAUCUGGUGCACACCACGGUCAGCCUUCGCGACGCUAAGCUGUCGGCGAGGAAGCCCGAACGACACCGUCAAGCUGAUGUCUCGCCCGAGCCGCCGUACAUGACCGUGCUGCCCCGUCAGCUGGACUCUGGCGAUCAUAUCCUCAGUACAGGUCAAAUGUUACCAGCUGGUAUCAGAAACAAAAUCUGCUAAGCCUCGUGUUAGCUUGGUUUCUCAAAAUGUGUUGUUACAGUGAACUACAAAAAAAAACUGGUGCCGAGACUUAAGAGUGCCCCAACUGGCAAGCUUUUUGGAGUAACAAGGCAACAAUUUGAGUGCCAAGUGCUGGUUGAUGGCAGCAAACUUCACAACAAGUAGCAGCUUCGCAGCUCGUUGUGUGACACAAACCACAUUCAUUCAUAAGGAUAGCUAAAUGCUAACACACAAUACAAAAUCCCAUAGACUGGCUAAUAAAACUAGCAUCCAUAUUGGAGUGUUUCACAGAUGGUUCGAACACGCAUGGUGAAGCAACACAUUUGAACCAGCAGGCGUGUGUUCUGUAUCAUUUACAAAAUAUGAUUUCCAUAAUUGUGAUGUCAUCUCAGGGAGGAAAAAGAUCGGCAUUGCUUUGUUCCACCACUCGACACAGACCGAUGACGAAGGACCGCCUCCGCCUCCCUACGCUGAUGAAGAUUCAUAUCGGAGGUUUGUCGUUUCACCAACAAAUUGAGAUCAUCCUCAGGAAUUUUGUCAGAUUUUUUUUCAGUGUUGUUGGUUAUUCCAUAUUUUGGGGCUAUUUUUGUCUACAUUUGGCAUGUUGUCGUUUUUUGACAGAUUUUUCCCUUUUUUUUCCCCUUGUUGUUUUUGUGUCCGCUUUAUACCUGUUUCAGGUAUGAAAUUUGGUCUUAUUUAUUUUUUGCUCAAUUUUAAAUCACAUUUUGUGGUCAUCGUUUUUUUUGUCCAACUUUAUCCAUUUUUGUCUUGAUUUUGCACAUAGAUGAAUGUUGAUAGAACCUUUUUUUUUUCCUAUAACGUGUCAUGUUGAUCACCGGUAGGCUAGUCGCACUUCAGGAAGAGCUGGUCACACUCAAAUCGGAACUGGAUUUCUCUCACGAGCGCACGAAAGCCGUCACCGGCCAAUUGGUGGAAGUGCAGGAGGCCAAGCGGGCGCUGGAGCGGACACUGGAGGAGCUGCGGCGGGCGCGUAACGACGAUGAGGCGGCCGAGCUGGGCUCCCGCAACGAGGACGGCGCCGUGUCUCAGAUGGUGGCGGUGAAGGAGCGCGUGCUCAGCAUGGCCUACAGGAAGCUGUCCGACUCAAAGGAGGUCAUCCUGGCUCAACAGGAAGUCAUCCAAAACUUGGAGGAGAACCUUUACCAAAUAAAAGCGGAGGUUUGCGAGCAAAGUCAUCUUCGGGAGCAGCUGGCAGAGGCGAGAGGACGCAAUGACAAACUGGAGGGAUUGGUCGCAUUCUUGGAGGCAGAGAAGAGCGCGCUGCAGGACAAAGUGGACAAGAUGAUAGCCAACGAUCGAGACCUGGUCCUGGGCUUGGAUUUGCCGCGGGCCACCAUCGGCAGCGGCGGCGGCCCGCCAAGGCGCUGCCUGGCAGAUGUCAUCACGAGCCUGGAGGAGGAACGCGAUCGUUACCGCCGUGAGGCCCAGCGAUACAAAAGCCUCCUCGGAACCACGGCGCCCGCAGCAGCCACGGCAAACAGUCCCACGCAAGCCAGGAGGAGCAAGUUCGUACUGGCCGCCACGUUUCAGGGCAAUGUCGCAUGAGGCAAGUAGACGCUGACGUUGACAACAACCCAGUCAGCAAAGGCAUCUGGCCCGGAUUCGGCAUGAAGCUGGCACAGCUGGCCUUGAGUCGAAACUGGCAUAA